Molecule: messenger RNA, 1422 nt
Organism: Phytophthora sojae
Lineage: Eukaryota; Oomycota; Peronosporomycetes; Peronosporales; Peronosporaceae
Exons: 2
Coding region: 1-1422 (473 amino acids)
Source: RefSeq, a predicted model, not a curated record
AUGAAGAAGGCCCUGGGGCACGACUCGAUGCGGUGGCUGCAGACGCUCGUGGCGCUGCUGAUGACCGUCGGGAUCCUCUCCGUGGCGUGGGAGCUGGUGGCGCUGCACACUCAGCGGUCGUUCCUCUCGGCCUUCGACGAAUUGGAGGCCGACGUGUCGUCCGACGACCUGCUGCACCUCAGCUACCUGCAGGCCGCCUGCCGCGCCGAGAACGACACCGUGCUGCCAGUGUCGUACGCCGCCCCCGGUAUAGUCGGCGGCUCUCUUCAGCCAAGUGCACACUUCAACACUGCGCUGUUCCACGAGCGCGACCCGAGGCUGGUAGACGAACUGCGCCAAUGUCGCGACGUGGACAUCUACAUGCCGUCGUCGGCUCGAGAUUCGGCAGGUUGCGCUGCUGGUGCCGGGCCGCUCAAGUUCCUGCAGUCAAGGUUGCUGCCGGACUGGGCGUUCGACGCCGUCAUGUACGACAUCACUGCGAAUCAGAGCACCACCUACUUCAAGCUGUGCCCGCACACGCCCAUGCUGUUCGUGUCACCUGAGCACGUGCUCAAGCUGACGAAGCACGCGGCGUGGCCGUCGACCAAGCCGGUGUAUCUCAUCGCGCCGGGUAUCGAAGCUGAGACUCCUGCUGAGGGUUUGACACGAACAGUACUGGAGCUCACGGACGUCGUGCUAUGUCAGACAAGUCGCUGUGAUCAAGACGUAACGAGGUUUGUGGAGCGUAUGGGGAAUGGCGGCAGUAAGAAAUCGCGUGUGCUCUACGUGGGGCAAGUGUCCGCGGAUCCGGCGAACUUCGCGCGACGGAUUCUUGGCGAUGAAGCGGUGCCGGAGAAGAACGAGAAGCACUUCAAGGACGGUCGGUUUGCCCACACUACUUACGAUAUCGCGUCCAGGACGACGCAAGAUGUGAUCAACUGCUGGAACACUCACGUGAACUAUCUCCCGCAGCUGGACGUGUUCCUGCUGAAGAAAGACCACGACGGGAAGCCUGGGGACGGCGCGAGGUUGUACAAGCCGAGCUUCAGUGACGCCGCGUUCUUCGUCUGCCCCACUGCAAAGGAUGACUGUCUCCCGCUCGCUCGUGCUUCUGGCGGUGUUAUCGUCACAGGCGACGGCUACCCGAUGAACGAGCUGCUCUCCGGCUCGGAAGGCAUAUUCUUCCCCACUUCAGACUCUGCGACGCUGCCCGACGACUCAUUGCUGUUGCCGUCUCCAGAGUCCACCUACCGCAGCGCCGACCUCUGCGCGGCAGUGAUCAAAGCGUACACCUCUACGUCCGUCAACACCCGCCUGAAGUAUGCCACCCAAGCUCGACGUCACUUCAACGAGGACGCCAAGCUCUUCAUGCGGCGCAUGCUCGAGCUCCGCGCGUUCGUCCACCAAGAGCAGCCCGACCAGAACCUUCGUAGCCAGAACUAA